CCCAAACAAGAAACCGAGCCCGAGAAAGUAGAAAAAGUCAAUAAUAUUAAACCCAAGCCCUCUUUUUUAGAGGAAACCAACAAAACUGAGGAAUUAUAUAAAUGCGUUCGUUGUAAUGUCGAGGGAGAUGAUAAACAGGCUUUUAAGCACGAGCAACGCAAAGAAAAACAGCAGAAUUAUAAAUGCGUUCUUGGUGGGGAGGAUUUAGGUUUUAGCGAGGGUGAAUUAAAACUUUUCAGAAAAGAAACGACAGGCAACCCAAUUCCUCGGGCAAUGUUAAUCUGUCUGAAAUGUCUUUUUGGUGAUGACAUACCACCCACCGAGAAAGAUUUAAAAGCCAUUC
Messenger RNA from Ambispora gerdemannii, 343 nucleotides. Lineage: Eukaryota; Fungi; Glomeromycota; Glomeromycetes; Archaeosporales; Ambisporaceae. The record is from the annotation of a GenBank genome assembly.